This is a messenger RNA of Daucus carota subsp. sativus, 1635 nucleotides long. Its product is annotated as B3 domain-containing protein Os01g0234100. Lineage: Eukaryota; Viridiplantae; Streptophyta; Magnoliopsida; Apiales; Apiaceae. The record is from RefSeq and is a predicted model, not a curated record. Gene Ontology annotation, molecular function: DNA binding. The coding region runs from base 123 to 1397 and encodes 424 amino acids. The transcript is spliced from 6 exons.
GAAUAGUGGCUGUUAGCUAGAUUUUCAAAUUUUGGCUGUCAAAUCAACCCAAUCACCUCUUUUUCAAAAACGUAAAUUCCCCAAUUUAUCAACAGUAAAUUCUUGAGAAAAAAAGGCGCUCAAUGGCCAUCACUUCCUCAUCCAAGAUUAGCAAGGCCUCGGACAAGAAGAAGAAGACUUUCAAGAAUAAGCAUAGUGGGAGCAACCACAAACAAGUGGUUAGCUUUGAUGCACAACAAUCCUCCCCGAUGGAGCGAGCUCGAGAAAUUCAAGCAAACUUACCAUCCAGGUUCCCUAGUUUUGUGAAGUAUAUGCUCCGAUCACAUGUUACUGGUGGAUUUUGGCUGGGUCUUCCAAAGAACUUUACUUGCAAUCAUUUGCCAGAGAAAAAUGACAUUGUGGUUCUGGUGGAUGAAACGGGGGUUGAACACGAGACUAACUAUCUAUGGGAAAAGAAUGGACUAAGUGGUGGAUGGAGAAAAUUCUCCCUUGAUCAUCAACUGCGGGAGGGAGAUGUUUUGAUUUUUCAUUUGAUCGAUGAGUGCAAAUUUAAGGUCUAUAUUGUGAGAGUUAAGUCGGAAGCUUUAAUUGAAACUGAUAUAGAUCUUAGCCUUGUGAACUUGGGUGCUCGUGCAACAGAGAUGGUUGGUGAUUAUCAAGAAAGGGACCCGAAGAUCACUGUUUUGGCACGAGAGGAACAUUUGGAGCAAUAUCCUGAGAAAGACAUGGUUGCUCUUCUUAAUGAUGAAGAUGCUGCAGAAAAUUAUUUUGAGAUGGAUGUCGAUGACUAUGACUCAGGCAUCAGGUUUUCUCAACCAGUUAUUGAUUUCAAAGAUGUAAAGACUUUCUCACAUUUCAAUAUUAUUGUAUAUGGAUUUAGUAUAGACCAUAGGAUUUCACAGCACCUUCGGGUGAAGUACUAUGAGCUUUGCUGCAGUCAAAAGUCAUACCUCCACGACCAACUCAAGGACGGGCUGAAUUUGCAACUAGUGGUUGGAGUAAUUUCAGAAACCAUCAGCAUUGCUGAUGCUAUUAGAUCUUCCAUGCCUACCAGUUCUGAAAAUCUGAUAUCAUGGGACAAGAUUUUAGAAGGCUUUGAGAUUUUAGGCAUGAAAGUUGGAUUUUUACGUGCGAGGAUUAAUAAGCUAGUGACUAUUUCAUCUGAUGCAAAAGAUGCUCUGGAACGCAAGAUACUUGAAAAAGUGAAUGCUGAAGAGGAAUUGAGAGCUCUUAUCCUAGAAAAAGUGAAAGCAGAAAAGGAAGUGAAAGCUCUUCAGAUAAAGCUAAUUGACGUAAAAAAGGUGAUUGCAAAUUCAGAUCACAAGAUUGAGUAUAUGAAGAAGAGAGCUGAGAGACUUGAAGCUGUGUUUCUACAAGAGUCAAAGGCACCAUGGUGAAAGAGGAAUUAUCUUGCACUAGGCACUUAUAAAGCACCACUUUUUUGAGCCUGGGCAUUUGCCUCGUUGCAUCUUCAUCUCCUGCAUGAGAAAAUUAAUAGUGCAAUGAAAAAAUUGACAUUGAAACCUAUAUUGUAAUGCAUGUGGUAAGAAAGAGCAGAUGAGAUACUCUUGAGUCUUGAGACUUGAUGGUAACUGGAAUGGCAUUUCCCUUAUACUACUGUGCUGUUACAAAAAG